Messenger RNA from Phoenix dactylifera (date palm), 1613 nucleotides. RefSeq names its product basic helix-loop-helix protein 80-like. Lineage: Eukaryota; Viridiplantae; Streptophyta; Magnoliopsida; Arecales; Arecaceae. The record is from RefSeq and is a predicted model, not a curated record. Gene Ontology annotation, biological process: regulation of DNA-templated transcription. Gene Ontology annotation, molecular function: DNA-binding transcription factor activity; protein dimerization activity. Gene Ontology annotation, cellular component: nucleus.
CAGACACGAGAGGGAGGGAGGGAGAGAGAGGCAUUGAUAAGACCAGUCAAAUGUGCAGAGUUCUCCCAUAGCCUCUCUACUCCAUCUCUCCAAUCUUUAUAUAAGCCAAAGCCAGGCCUGCCUUCAGAUACACAUUGCAUUGAACUCUCACCUUUUCCUAAUUUUGUUGUGCUCUCCAAGAGGAUGGCAGCCUUCCCAUAUCAACACCACCAUCCUCUCCUCCUGGACUCUCCUUACAUUCCAAAUAGUCCCAUCAAAUUGCCUCAACUACCACUCCAGCUUGGAGAGAUGACCAAUGCAUCCCCUGGUUUCCUCUAUUACAGCACACCUGAAGCCAUUGCAGAGGCCUCAGCAACUGAAGCCAGGACCUUUGAGAGCAGCAGCUCUUUUGACACUGCAAUAAUAGUGCCCUCAGGGGACACCAAGAUGGAUUACUCUUCUUCAGUGUUGGUUGAACCUCAUGGAAGUGAAGGGACAACUAAAGUACAAGGCUCCAUGGAGAAGAAGAGAAAGAAUAGAAAUGGCACUAGCUUGAAAUCUAUUCAGUCAAAGGAUACGAAGGAAAGCAAGAGCAGGAGGCAGAAGAAGUCCGUAGAAGAUGAGAAGCUCAAAGCCGAGGAGGUGAAAGAGACAAAGCCAUUUGAGGAGCCUCCGACAGGUUACAUUCAUGUCAGAGCAAGGAGAGGUCAGGCAACAGACAGUCACAGCCUUGCUGAAAGGGUGAGAAGAGAGAAGAUAAGUGAGAGGAUGAAGCUGCUGCAAGGCCUGGUUCCUGGUUGUGACAAGAUCACAGGAAAGGCGCUCAUGUUAGAUGAGAUCAUCAACUAUGUACAAUCCUUACAGAAUCAAGUUGAGUUCCUUUCUAUGAAGCUUGCUUCUGUGAGCCCAGUAAUGCACGACUUUGCUGUGGAUUUUAAUGGACAUGUGGAUCGGCAGCAGAAAAUAGAGGGCAUGUCACAAGCCUCGAUCCCAGUGCCUUCUGUGCUCCAAAGAAAUCCCAUUCAGCCCGUAGCUUUUGAAGAGGCCAUCACUGGAGACUGCAUAAUGAUGGACCCGUCACCUUUUUUACUGCAUGGCCGAGGGCCCCUAGACUUUUCUCAGGAUAAUGGUGUGCAAGUGGAUAACAAAAGACAGGGGGUUCUCAACCCAAUGAUGUUUGACGACAUGUGCUCUUUCCAGUAGAAAAAGGAGGAGAGAAAAUGGCCUCACAAACAUGAGGCACAACAGCGGAAGAAACUCAUACGGGUCUUAUCUCAUUGAUCAUAUUAGGUCAUAAAUUAUUUGGAUCUAGACCAUCUCCGAGCCCUAAUGCAUUCCAAGUAAGGAGAACUUGAGGGAGAAGAGGAAGGCCGAGCUCAGAUGACCACGACACUCCCGAGAGACUACUUCUCAUGGUGAUGUUAGGCUUGCAAAGACAAUUAAUGCAAUAAAUAAUGAUUGCUUUAUUGAUAUCAGUUUCCCUCAUGGCCACACACGCGCGCACACACACACACACAGAGAGAGAGAGAGAGAGAGAGAGAGAGAGAGAGAGAGAGGUGGCAUAGUAUUGUAGCAAUGGGAGACCGACAUGACAACCCAAGGAAGAUGCGUUUUCUUUCUUUAUUGUUAUAUUA